AUCAAUAAAAAUGUGCAGCGUUGUACCUUCUCAAGUUCACGAAGUGCUAAAAAAUGUGGUCAAAGGGGAUAUCGAAAAUUUCGAGGUGGUCAUACACGACGCCAACAAGAAAGGUGAUGGAUUCCUGGGGGAUAUGGUAUUCAUAACACUGAAAAACAAACAAUCAGAAGAGGUGUUUGACCUAGUUGUGAAACAAGCUUUCACAAAGCAAACUGUCAGGGACACCAAUCCAAUUCGGCAGGUGUUCAUGAACGAGAUUUACUUCUACACUAAAGUUUGGACACGUCUUAACAAGUUUCAAGAGAGAAUUCCGGUGCAGUUCCAGUUCCACAAGCUACCCAAAUAUUUCACCUCGAUUUCUGAAGAAGUUUCGGAGAAAUUAGUAUUAGAAAACUUGAAGCUUCAGAAGUUCGAAGUGCACAACAAAAAGAUACCUUUGGGCAAACAAUAUUACGAAUUAAUUUUUAGGGAGUACGGAAAGUUUCACGCUUUAUCGUUCGCUUACAAGUCUUUCUACCCUGAGGAGUAUGUUAAUCUAGCAAAGGGGUUACUAGAUAUAUAUCUAGAUUUCAUUAAUAGAGAUGGAUUUAGCGCAGCAAUUAAAUCGGUAAAUGAUACUGUGAUGGAUUUCCUGCAACCAGGACUAGACGAUGCUGUUAUAGAGAAAUUUAGGCCUUACAUUGAAAACUAUGUAGAGCUCUUUAAGAAUAGUAUAGACUGUAAUGCUAAAUAUAGCGUUAUUACCCACGGGGAUUGUUGGAGUAACAAUAUGAUGUUCAAAUACAGCGUAAGUAAAACAGUCAUUUUAAAGUUCUCCAUUUCCAACAUUUCUUUCUUUAAAUUUCCAUUGAGGAUCGAUACAAUUAUGUAUUACAUGAGAUGA
Molecule: messenger RNA, 883 nt
Organism: Anoplophora glabripennis (Asian longhorned beetle)
Lineage: Eukaryota; Metazoa; Arthropoda; Insecta; Coleoptera; Cerambycidae
Exons: 1
Coding region: 11-883 (290 amino acids)
Source: RefSeq, a predicted model, not a curated record